Gastrolobium bilobum is the source of this 2973-nucleotide messenger RNA. Its product is annotated as pentatricopeptide repeat-containing protein At1g63330-like. Lineage: Eukaryota; Viridiplantae; Streptophyta; Magnoliopsida; Fabales; Fabaceae. The record is from RefSeq and is a predicted model, not a curated record. The transcript has a single exon. Gene Ontology annotation, molecular function: protein binding. The coding region runs from base 1 to 2769 and encodes 922 amino acids.
AUGAGAGUCCAACAAAUUUCCAUUCUUCACUUGAGCAACCAAAACCUCCGACGACCUCCGCCGUGCUGGGUGCCGCUGACAGGGGUCACUCUACGACAGCUCCGAAUGUCAGCUAAGUUUCAUGUUACUUCUCCUCUCUUCUUUCGGUUGAGGCACCAUUGUUUGAACUCUCUCUCUCUCAUCACCUUCUCUCAUUCCUUUAACCUUCGAUUCUCUCACUGCCUUCAUUCCCAUUCCCCAUCCUCUUCUGGGUCUGAGUGCUGUGAUUAUUUGACUCAGUUUCUCCCUUUUGGGACCUCAAAUUUCAAACCUUCAAGUAUAAUAAGCCCAAGGGAACGCCGAUUAGUGGUGGUGGGAUUAUCCAAUAUCAUAAAGAAUGAGAAGGGUUUUGUGCUGAAGGGCUUCUCCCUGCGUUUUUGUCCAUUCUUUCUUGUGAAGAUUAUGAAAUUAUUAGAGACAAGGGAUGCUGCAUUUGCAUUCUUCAAGUUAGCAUUUGGGGAUAGUUAUGAUUCUGAGGAGAUAGUUCGGUUGUGUUGCAUUGGGGCACAUGUUUUGGCAGCUCAGAACCUUCAGCUGCUUGCGCAGGACAUGGUUUCUUGGGUUAUUGCGAGGAUUGGGGCUACUAGAAGCAAGGAAAUGGUGGAGUUUAUGUGGAGGAAUCAUCCUCGGUAUGAGUCUGAUUUUUCUGUCUUGAAUACCCUUAUGAGGGGUUUUUUGAAUGUUGGGAUGAGUUUAGAGGCAUUGGAUAUUUUGCAUAGGAUGAGGGUUGUAGGAGUUAGGCCGGGCUUAUCUGCAAUAACCCUUCUUUUCAGGUUGUUACUUAGGAUUGGUGAUUAUGAUAGUGUGUGGAAGUUAUUUAAGGAUAUGCUCCGGAAAGGGCCUUAUCCUUCGAAUAUUACAUUUAACAUGAUGGUUUAUGGGUUUUGUAGACAGCAGGAGCUUGUAAUAGGAGAAAGUGUGUUUCAUUUGAUGCCAAAGUUUGGGUGCAAUCCUGAUGUUUUUACAUUUAACAUUCUUAUUAGUGCCCAUUGCAAUAGGGGAAGGACCUCGGUUGCCAUUGAUUGGCUGCAUUUGAUGAUAAAAAGUGGUUGUGAACCGAGCAUCGCCACAUUUAAUAUCAUUCUGCAUGCCCUUUGCAGGGAAGGAAAUGUGAUGGAGGCGCGGAAGCUCUUUGAUGGGAUUCAUGAUAUGGGUAUCACUCCAAAUACUGCAAUAUACAAUACACUGUUGGAUGGAUAUGUCAAGGCAAGGGAGAUUGGUCAAGCUAACAUGCUUUAUGAAGAAAUGAGGACUAAAGGCAUUGCCGCUGAUUGUGUGACUUUUAAUAUUUUGGUUGGAGGGCAUUAUAAAUAUGGGAGAGAAGAGGAUUGGAACAGGUUUUUGAAAGAUUUAACAGUAUCAGGAUUGUUUCCAGAUUGUUCACUAUAUGAUGUAACAGUAUCAUGGCUAUGUUGGGUUGGCAAAUUUGAUGAGGCCAUGAAAUUAUUACAAGAUUUGCUUGAAAAGGGACUAACUCUUAGUGUGGUUGCCUUUAACUCAUUAAUAGGAGCCUAUAGCAGGGCAGGUUUAGAAGACAAAGCUUUUGAAGCCUAUCAUAUUAUGGUUACAUGCGGUUUCACUCCUUCAUCAUCCACAUGUAAUUCUUUGCUUAUGGGUUUGUGUAGGAAAGGGAGGCUGCAAGAAGCCAGGACACUUUUGUAUAGGAUGUCAGAGAAGGGAUUUCCCAUCAACAAAGUAGCUUACACUGUGCUUUUUGAUGGAUACUUCAAGAUGAAUGAUCUGGAUGGGGCUCAACAUCUAUGGAAGGAAAUGAAAGAAAAAGGUAUAUAUCCAGAUGCCGUUGCCUUUGCGGCCUUAAUAGAUGGACUUUCAAAAGCAGGUUUUGUUGAGGAGGCAUACAAAGUGUUCCUAGAAAUGUCAGCUAUAGGUUUUGUUCCUAAUAAUUUUGCAUACAAUUCUUUGAUUGGCGGGCUUUGCAACUGUGGGAAGAUGACUGAAGCAUUAAAGUUGGAGAAAGAGAUGAGGCUAAAGGGCCUUCUUCCUGACACCAUUACCUUCAAUAUCAUCAUUGAUGGGUUUUGUAGACUGGGGAAAAUGAAGUCUGCAGUGGAUGCAUUUCUUGGCAUGCACCGGAUUGGUUUGAUGCCAGAUAUCUUCACAUUUAACAUAUUAGUUGGAGGAUACUGUAAGGCAUUUGACAUGGUUGGUGCAGAUGAGGUUGUUAAUAAAAUGUACACAUGUGGAAUUGACCCGGAUAUUACAACCUAUAAUAUACGCAUGCAUGGUUACAGCAGUAUUCGAAAAAUGAAUCGAGUAGUUAUCAUUUUGGAUCAGCUUGUCUCUGCUGGUAUUGUUCCAAACACAGUGACAUACAACACUAUGAUGAGUGGUAUUUGUAGUGAUAUAUUGGAUCGUGCUAUGAUUCUUACUGCAAAAUUACUUAAGAUGGGUUUUAUUCCAAAUGUGACUACGACCAAUGUAUUGUUGUCUCAUUUUUGCAAGCAGGGGAUGCCAGAGAGAGCCUUACUAUGGGGUCAAAAGUUCAGGGAGAUCUGCUUUGGUUUUGAUGAAAUCUCCUAUAGAAUACUGGACCAAGCUUACCAUUUGAUGCAGGAUGAUGUUGAACUUGUGAGAGGAACAUGUGAAAAGAGCCUUUUUUUGGAUUUCCUUAUGUACAUUACAUUUGACUAUUUUUCAAGAAACAGACCUCAUAACAUAGAGGAUGAGAAUAAUAUAAAGUUGAUUGAAAGUCAAUUUGUUGCUUUGUGAACUUGGUGGUUUCAUCUUCUAUAAUCCUUGAAAUCUGCCAAGGUUUUGUAUAAUCAUGAGAACAAGAAGUAGCCCUCAGUGGCUACUUGAGCAUUACAUGAAACAAGUGAUAACAAAAUGUUAUGUGGCACAAACUCUACGAAAUCAAGGAAGGAUUGGUCACCUUUUUCUAAGGUGACCAUCAGUGGUUAUUACUACCAAUCU